Molecule: messenger RNA, 1698 nt
Organism: Talaromyces rugulosus
Lineage: Eukaryota; Fungi; Ascomycota; Eurotiomycetes; Eurotiales; Trichocomaceae
Exons: 3
Coding region: 1-1698 (565 amino acids)
Biological process (GO): iron ion transport; intracellular manganese ion homeostasis
Cellular component (GO): membrane
Molecular function (GO): manganese ion transmembrane transporter activity; cadmium ion transmembrane transporter activity
Source: RefSeq, a predicted model, not a curated record
AUGAAUCAAACAUCGCGAACUGACGAUGUGGUCGACCACCCCGGAUGGAACCAGAAUCCGCCGCUGCUCAGUGCAGAAGAGACCACGAGGCAGGACCUUAACGGCAUCGUCAAUCUACGAGAGCAAAGAGACCACACCCUACAGAAUACAGACGCCCGAGAAACGCCGACCCAGAUAGACGUCGUUCAGCCCCAGGAUGAAAAUGCAGAAACGACUCCUCCGAGCAAGAACGAAGACGCUGCGAAUGCCGACAACCAGCCGCAGAAACGGGCCAGGGCUGCGACGCUCAAGCUCUCGAUUCGUCGCUUUCUCCGCCCUUUCGUCAAGUUUGCUUCGUUCGUUGGGCCUGGCUUCCUGGUGGCCGUCGCCUAUAUCGACCCCGGAAACUAUGCCACCGAUGUUGCGGCCGGGGCAGAGAGCAGAUAUGCUCUUCUCUUUGUCGUCCUAAUGUCGAACCUCUUUGCCGUCUUUCUGCAGACGUUGUGUAUCAAGCUGGGCAGCGUCACCGGCCUCAGCCUGGCCGAAAAUUGUAGAGUACACCUGCCAAAAUGGAUGAACAUGGCGCUCUACAUAUUGGCAGAGUCUGCUAUUGUCGCCACAGAUAUUGCCGAGGUGAUUGGCUCCGCCAUUGCGCUGAACUUGUUGUUGAAGAUUCCUUUAGUAGCGGGAUGCGUCAUCUCCUUGGUCGAUGUGCUCUUUCUUUUGAUUUUUUACCAACCGAAUGGGUCAAUGUGGGGCCUUCGUGCUUUCGAAUUCUUCGUCAUCCUCCUCGUUGUUUCCGUGGUGAUCUGCUUCUGUAUCCAGCUCUCUCUGAUCAAAGAGCAGUCCGUGGGCACGGUUCUCCGAGGCUAUAUUCCUUCAGCAGCCGUCGUGCGAGGCUCAGGUAUCUAUCAGAGUUGCGGUAUCCUCGGAGCUACGGUCAUGCCACACUCCUUGUUCCUGGGCAGCGGUGCUGUCCAGCCGCGUCUGAGAGAAUAUGACAGGGGAAAAGGCUAUAUUGAAGCAGACAACGGUGAGGAAGAUGAUGUAGACUGGCGUCCCUCCCUCCAAGCGAUACGCAGUUGUAUGAAUUAUUCCAUUGUGGAACUUGCGCUAUCACUAUUCACAUUUGCACUCUUCGUCAACAGCGCCAUCUUGAUUGUUGCCGGGGCUGCUCUCUACGGAACCCCGGGCGCUGGAAACGCGGACCUGUUUGGCAUACACCGGCUUCUAUCGCAGUCCAUCGCCCCGGCAGCAGGCACCAUCUUUGGACUGGCUCUGCUGCUUUCUGGCUUGUCUGCGGGCAUUGUCUGCACUAUCGCAGGGCAAAUGAUCAGCGAGGGCAUGAUCCAAUGGACAUGCCGACCCUGGAUUCGCCGACUGCUCACUCGCGCUAUCAGCAUUGUCCCCGCAGUCAUUAUCGCCGCUGCCAUUGGGAGAGACGGACUGAACACGGCUUUGACGGCAUCCCAGGCCGUUCUGAGCGUGAUCCUCCCGUUCGUGACGGCGCCGCUGGUGUACUUUACUUGUCGCAAUAAAUUCAUGACUGUCGGGGCGUCAAGAGAUACGUCAGUUGACUCGGGGCAUAAUGAAGUGCAGCCGGAGGAGGUCAAAAUGCGAAAUAGCUGGCCUGUCUCUGCGCUGGCCAUCGCCAUAUGGCUAGCCAUUACCAUUAUGAACGUUGCCUUGCUGGUGUUGGUUGGACUUGGACUGGCAUAG